AGCGAAGGGGGGAAACAGAAAAAGUGAGCCCCCAAACCCUAGACCCCAUGGAAGCGUGGCCGCCUCUCGCCCCCGCGGCCGCCGCCACCCCCGCGGCCCCUGCCUCCGACGAUGCAGCCGUCCCACCACCUCCCCCUCCCGCCGCCGGGGCGUGGGGGGCCGCGGCCACCGCGCAGCGGAAGCCCGUUGUGCAGGAGUCGGCUGCGCAGGCGGUGAGCCGGCUCGUGGCGAGCUGCGCCAACUCCAGCGGCGUGGCCGUGGCCGUGGUGGACGCCAACGCCGUCAUCGCCGGCGGCUCCGCGCUCUCCACCACCGCCGGGCGCCUGGUCACUGUGCCGGAGGUGCUCGAGGAGGUCCGUGACGCGGCCGCGCGGCGGCGCCUGGCGCUCCUCCCCGUCCCCGUCGAGACCGUUGAGCCUCCGCCGGAGUUCGUCAAGAAAGUCACCAAAUUUGCCAGGGAGACAGGUGACAUCCAAACACUUUCAGAUGUUGAUAUCAAGAUUAUUGCUUUGGCUUACAUGUUAGAAGCCGAGAUCCAUGGGACUAGCCAUUUGCGGGAGCACCCUCCUCCUCUGCGUGAGGUGAAUGUCAGAAAACUGUCCGAAGCUCCGCUUCCUGGUUGGGGCUCUAAUGUCCCUAAUCUGAAAGAAUGGGAAGAUUUGGAUCAGAUGUCUGAAGCAGGUGGAGAUAUCAAUUCUCGGAUACUUCCACUGAAGGAUCUUGAGAAUCAAGAUAUCCCCAUGAGUGAGACCAACAGUGUUUGUGAGGCACAAGAGGACGCAGGACUCCAGCCUAACAAAGAUGCACGCAUUGCAUGGGAAGAUGAUGAGAAUAACGAAGGUUGGACACCUGCUGUUAGCCGCAGCACACACAAAAGAUAUCUGCGGAGGAAGGCAAGGCGUGACGCCCUUAAGGAAUCUGGACAAAGUCUUGAGACAAGUUCUGUUGCUCCAUCAAUUGAUGCUGACAAAGUCCUCUCUGAAAAUUGUGGGUUUGAGCAUGAUUUGACUCCAACAGAUGGCCCUUCUUCUGCCCCUGAGAAAAUCAAUUCAAGUACUGACAGAUUGGAAUGUCAAGUAGAGAAUGAACAUGAAAUUGCUGGAGAACAUUUACAUUCUGAUCAACUAGCCAAAAAUGAUGAUACUGAUGCAUGCACUAAGGAAUUGGAUAACCUCGACAUAAAAAGCGAGAGUGAUGGAGGUGAUGAUGCACAUUCUGUGGAUGAUGAGAGCAGUGAGCAGAGUUGGGCCCUGAGGUCCUUAUCUGAGUCUACUGUAGCAUGUGUUACUAGUGACUAUGCCAUGCAAAAUGUCAUCCUGCAGAUUGGCCUCCGUCUCUUGGCACCAGGUGGCAUGCAAAUACGCCAAAUGCAUAGAUGGGUUUUGAGGUGUCAUGCUUGCUAUAAGGUGACCCAAGAGGUUGGGAAAAUAUUUUGUCCAAAGUGUGGCAAUGGGGGGACUUUACGGAAGGUUUCAGUAACUGUUGGUGAAAAUGGGAUUACUAUGGCCUCACGACGCCCACGUGUUACACUUCGCGGCACAAAGUUUUCCCUCCCAAUGCCCCAAGGUGGAAGAGAUGCCAUAACUAAGAACCCCAUUCUACGAGAAGACCAACUUCCUCAGAAGGUUCUUCAUCCUAAAUCGAAGAAGUCCAGCAAGCAGGAGGAUGAUUUCUUGGGCAUCGACGACAUAUUUUCACACAGUGGUGACAAUAAGGCACCGCUGAAACCUCCAGUGAGGAAGGCACUUGCAAUGUUCAGCGGGAAAAGAAAUCCAAACGACAACCAUUUCUCACGCAAGAAGCACUAAGUUGAAGCUUGCUUAUGCCUCGUUUGUUCCUUUUCAGUUUUCGCACCUAAUACCGUAGUCCCAGACUCCCAGUAUGCGAGUUGAAGCAGAGUAUUUCAUCCGGACUUCCUUUUUGAGGUUGCGGAGAAAGCAUGUAAUCUUAUGUAGUUUUGGCAACAUCUAUGUAAGGUUGUUAUGCUACUACUACACAUUUCAGCUGGAAUGAGUUUUAAUUUAAAUUGGUUCACAUGAGCA
Messenger RNA from Panicum virgatum (switchgrass), 2042 nucleotides. RefSeq names its product RNA-binding NOB1-like protein. Bases 48 to 1808 code for a protein of 586 amino acids. NCBI's taxonomy places the organism in Eukaryota, Viridiplantae, Streptophyta, Magnoliopsida, Poales, Poaceae. Gene Ontology annotation, cellular component: preribosome, small subunit precursor. The record is from RefSeq and is a predicted model, not a curated record. Gene Ontology annotation, biological process: maturation of SSU-rRNA; ribosomal small subunit biogenesis. Gene Ontology annotation, molecular function: RNA endonuclease activity. The transcript is spliced from 5 exons.